Enterobius vermicularis (human pinworm) is the source of this 507-nucleotide messenger RNA. NCBI's taxonomy places the organism in Eukaryota, Metazoa, Nematoda, Chromadorea, Rhabditida, Oxyuridae. The record is from the annotation of a GenBank genome assembly.
AUGGAUGAGAGAUGGAGAAGCUGUGUGAGUAGGUUGUUAAAGUCGUGGACUGGAUACCAGCUAGGGAUCAAUAUGCAGUCUGGUGGUCCGGAAACCAGUGCGAAGGCUCAGUGGUUUUUAGAGGAACUUUCCAAUUUUGUUUUGAACGAACAAGAUCUAGGAGAGGAUGAACUUGCAGAUUGGAUGAAUCAGAUUCUUUUCAAUGAUUUCGACCUUGUUCUUGAGGAUGACAGCACAGACUGGAUUGCCCAAUCUCUUUUGAAUUGUCGGAAGUGGCUCAUAAGUGAUGAAAGUCGAUUAAACAAUUUUUUACACUCUUUGCCUUCUGAAGAUGCUGUACAACAGGCAGCGAGUCAGAGUAAAACUGCAAUUUCGGAAGACUCUGAUUCUGAUAAAGAAAUGAAAGAUGAACCCUUAACUGAGUCGACACCACAAAAAACACGAGCGCAGCAACUGCGUAUGGUCACUGAUGAGGAUGGUUGGACCACUGUAUUGCCUCGGAAGUGA